Spodoptera frugiperda (fall armyworm) is the source of this 6515-nucleotide messenger RNA. Its product is annotated as ras-specific guanine nucleotide-releasing factor 1. Gene Ontology annotation, molecular function: guanyl-nucleotide exchange factor activity; protein binding. Lineage: Eukaryota; Metazoa; Arthropoda; Insecta; Lepidoptera; Noctuidae. The record is from RefSeq and is a predicted model, not a curated record. Bases 454 to 4605 code for a protein of 1383 amino acids. Gene Ontology annotation, biological process: positive regulation of GTPase activity; Ras protein signal transduction. Gene Ontology annotation, cellular component: plasma membrane. The transcript is spliced from 33 exons.
CCGUCUACCACGCAACACCGUACAGCCCUCGGCUGCCUGCAGGCAAACAAGGCGAGACCGACUAUGACAGACUGAUCAAUCAAAAACCAUUCUAAACUUAACGAAACGCUUUCAAACAACUAAACAGGCUGUUACAAUAGUGAUAGCAAACGUUGCCUCAACAAAACUGAUUGCGUUUACAAAUUCAACAGGCGCCACAACAUUUCGUGAUUAUGACUAGUGUAAAUAAUCUUUAAAGUUUAAAUAUUAAUGGUUGUCUUGUUUUCUCUACUGUUGUUAUAACGCGUUGUCUGUUCGUCUAUAGACUUGUGUGAGAUCUAAGUGUUCACUUGUAUAAAUAAUGUUGUUUCCCUUGUUGUUGAUCUUGAACUGUAUGUUACCUGCGUACGAUCGCGUAGUGACUGUGACAUAAUUCUAUUAUAAUAUGAAUACGAUUAAGUAAAGAUAUAAGAAAUGAUGCUGAGCCCAAAGAUUCAGCGGUCGGUUCGUGUGAACGAUGGUCAGCUGUUAGCCCUGUCUGAUAGGGCGCAGUAUGACCACUCACAGACUGGCUAUCUACACAAACGGAGCUCUGACAACACAAAAUGGCAGCUAAGAUGGUUCAUCCUCUAUCAGAACAUGUUGUUCUACUACGAGUCGGAGAACAACACGCGGCCCACCGGCGUGCUGAUGCUGGAGGGCUCCUACUGCGAGCGACUCAGCAAGGCGCCCAUGGAGAGGAAUGCUUCUUUCUGCUUCGUGAUAUCAUAUCGCCGUGAGAGUCAGCGGCAGUAUGAGCUGCGGGCUGCUUCUGAAGUGGACUGCGUGCACUGGGUCGACGCUAUACGAGAAGCCAGUUUUAACAAACUGCUGCUGCAAAAAGAAGAGUUGGAACAGAAGCAGCUGCACCUGCUGCAGGUGGUGGAGAGUGAGAGGACGUCGAGGUGGCAGUACGCGCAGCAGUGUGACGAGCUCGCCAGCGAGGUCAAGAAAUUGAGGACUGAGUUGUGCACAUACAAGAAGGAGCAUGAACCAGCCACCCGCGCAGCUUCCACCUCCAGCUCAUCACCAAGCCAUUCACCAGAAAUAGACCCAGCCGAGCUUCGAAAGAUUAAGAAAGUUCAGAGCUUCUUCCGCGGUUGGCUAUGCCGUCGCCGUUGGAAGCAGAUCGUGGACGAAUACAUCAAGAGCCCUCAUGCCGAGAGCAUGCGCAAGCGGAACAGCCUCGUCUUCAAGAUGGUGGAGGCUGAAGAGGAAUAUCUUGAGCAGAUGGAGAUAUUGGUAACCUGUUUCCUCCGGCCUUUCAAAAUGGCGGCCAGCUCCAAGAAGCCGCCCUGCACCCACGAGGACGUCAACUCCAUCUUCUUGAACAGCGAGACGGUGCUGUUCCUCCACCAGAUAUUCUUCAAAGGUCUCACCUCGAGAAUGGAGUCCUGGCCUACAUUGGUCUUAGUGCACCUACAUACAGGAGACCUAUUCGACAUGCUCCUCCCGAUGCUGACCAUCUACCAGGAGUAUGUGAGGAACCACCACUACUCCCUCCAAGUCCUCACGGAGUGCAAGCAGAGUCAGCCGUUUGCACAACUCCUGGCGAGGCUGGAGAGCAAGCCUGCCUGCCAGAGCCGGUCGCUGGAGACGUUCUUGACUUAUCCAAUGCAUCAGAUCCCGCGCUACAUAAUAACGCUGCACGAGCUGCUGGCGCACACGCCGCACGACCACGUGGAGCGCCGCAGCCUGCAGCAUGCGCGCGCGCAGCUCGAGGAGCUCUCGCGCCAGAUGCACGACGAGGUGAGCGAGACCGAAAAUUUGCGUAAGAACCUGGCAGUGGAACGCAUGAUCAUCGAAGGCUGUGACAUUCUACUUGAUGUCAAUCAAGUCUUCAUACGCCAAGGAACCUUAUCCCAAGUAGUGGGUAAGGGUCGUCGUGCCACCCUCCAAGCCCGGCAGGCGUUCCUGUUCAGCAACCACCUGCUGCUGACGACGCGAGCGGCCGGCGGCAGGCUGCAUCUCCCACCCGCUGGACGACUGCCGCUACAUGACGCCCUGCUCAUCGAGGACCCGGCUAAUCAUGAUGAUGAUGAUACAACAUCAGUCUGUUCAUCACCUGGUGGUGACAUCUACCAAGGCAAAGACUUCAAGAUCCUCGUCGAAGUCAAAGGAGAACAGAUUUGUGCUCAUUUGGUUGCCGGUAGCGUAGAAGAGAAAGCAGGCUGGACAAGUGAGCUAGCACAGUGCAUGGAGAGUGCAGCCCUCACAGAACUACUCCGCGCUUGUGGAGCCUGUGGAGCUGCAUCAGCCAGUCUACCAGCCUGCCGGUCCGACCGGGCACUGUUCACUGAUGACGUCGAUAUACGGUUCAGCAGGACUCUCAACUCCUGCAAGGUGCCACAGAUCAGGUCUGCUACACCACAACGAUUGCUGCAGCGGUUAACUGAUCUUCGUUUCCUCUCGGUGGAUUUCCUGAACACAUUCCUGCUCACGUACCGCGUCUUCACCGAUGGCGUCACUGUCCUGGAGGCUCUGAAGCAAGUCUUCUACGAGCAGUCGCAGCAGGAGAUGGAACUGGCUCCACCACCAGACGCAACACGGAAGACCAGCGCAGCAAGUUCUGUUUCUGCGCAAUCUAUUUCAGGGUACGGGUCGGAAUACAGCGACCGCGAUUGGCAGUCCAGGUUCUGGCGAGCUUCGAGGAAAAUUUGUCGGAUUUUAGGUGAAGAUGAAGACAAGCUGUCUCCUUACUUAACCGCUCCAUCGCGAAGAACUUCUACGGCUAGUAAGACUGAGGAGGACAACAGUCAUUUGACGAUACCAAAGAUAAUGGCGACGUCGUCAAGUAAUGAGACGUUGAAAGGUAAAGGAACAUCACCAUCUUCACCGGGUGCGAUCAGCUCAGUCACCUUAGUAGGAAGUCCAAAGAAGGCCAGUCCUGUCCAAGAACCGACUCCUAAGAAGAAACCAGCUCCUAAGGACAACGAUGCAGCUGCAGCGCUCAUGAAGGAUGAGAGCAUAGAAAUGGUAGACCAAAGCGAUGAAGACGUGAAAUAUAAAGAGGAAGAACAAGAAAAGAAUAAAAAGAAACCAGAUGAUAAGUUUAAAAUAUCACAAAGAUUCUCAGAGUUUAUCCAACAGCGUGUGCGUACCAUGUCGGAGUCCCCUCGACGUCUGCAGCCGUCGUCGGCAGCUUCCGAAGCUAGGCGCAGGUCUGACAGCGCCAGGGAGACUGCUGAGUCAGCCGCUGCAGAGGAACCGAGGAGGGCAUCCGAUUCUGGUACCAGAUUUGCUGCCAGGAGAUCUGUGAGCGAGCGUCGGUACACCAACUCAUCGAUCAACAGUGAGCGCCGCAGGUACUGGGGUGGUUCCGAGCCGAGAUCCUCAGUCACUUCUCAAGUGUCACAUGCACAGAAUUAUCGACGCGAGACAAGUCAACCGAAAGCGGGCGUCGUCAUCACAUCGUUCAGGCAAUCCCAUCGGAGCUUUGGAAAAGACCUGUUGUGGAGUAGCACGUCUACUGCAGCGGUGGCCUUUGCUGUGGCCACAUCAGCAUCUUCAAACCCAAGAUCUCCGCCACCUAAUUCACCACCAGCUACUAGAAGGGACUCGGUUAUAUCUACUGCUGCGACCAUGAGAGUCCUUAACGUUUUGAGGCACUGGAUUUCUAAGCAUUCCCACGAUUUCUGGUCUGAUGAGCGUCUUCGUGGUCUCACGAUGGACUUCCUGAAAGAGAUCGAAGGUAGUCCUGGAUUAUUGCCAGCUGAACAUAAGGCUGCAGCCCAACUGCUGCGUCUGUUGGAAAGAGCUCCAGAAAGAACAGUGGAUUUGAAGGCCCUAUUUGUUCCACCUCACGUGCCAACAAAAGAGAGUGUCGAGACGCUAUCAGCCCUGGAAAUAGCAGAACAAAUGACGUAUUUGGACUACCAAAUCUUCAGUUCGAUUAACAGCGAGGAGUUCUUGGGACAAGCUUGGACAAAAGCAGAUAAAGCUGAAAGGGCACCUCACAUCUUAAUGAUGACGUCACAUUUCAACCACAUCUCCAACUUGGUCAUCUCUGAAAUUCUAAAGAAGUAUACCUUGGCUGGUCGUGUAGCAGCUAUAGAGAAGUGGGCAGCAGUGGCAGACAUAGCUCGUUGUCUGCAUAACUUUAAUGGAGUACUGCAAGUGUGCGCAGCUCUGUCCAAUACCUCGGUCUAUAGACUUAAGAAGACUUGGGAGAAAGUUUCCAAGACUAGUAAACAAACUAUAGAGCGAAUGCAGACCAUUAUAUCGUCGGAGUGCCGAUUCAGGAUUUUAAGAGAUGCUUUGCACAGGUGUGAUCCUCCUUGCAUUCCCUACUUGGGGAUGUAUCUCUCCGAUCUCUCCUUCAUCGAAGAAGGAACCACAAACUACACGCCUGAUGGACUCCUGAACUUCUCCAAGAUGAGAAUGAUAGCACACGUGAUCCGAGAAAUACGAAACUUCCAGCAAACCCCGUACAAGAUUGACCACAUACCAAAAGUAUGUGACUUCCUACUGGACAACUCGCUGGUGAUCCCCGAGGAGCGGCAGUACACGCUGAGCCUGGAGCUGGAGCCGCGAGUGUCGCGCGGGUCGGGCGCGGGGCUGCCGGCGGGCGCGUCCCCGGGCUCCUAGCGCCGGCGCCGCGCCUCCCUGGCCGCGCUAGCGCCGCUGCGCAACGACCGCUAAGCGGACCGGGAGAGUCGCACGCAAGCUUCUGCUACACCUACAUUACGUACGUUAUAUACUUUCACUCCUAUGUGUCUAGUUUCAAGUGAUUUGCGAGAACAAUGCUUAUUAACUUUCGUAGUUAAGUUCUUAAUGUAAGCUGUGUUGCGAGUGUUAUCUUUAAUUCUCAUAGAAUUAGUGGUACAAUAGUUUCCAGUGUUUGAUUGUAUCAUAGUAAUACCGACGAGGGCUUUUGAUGUCAUCGAAGCGAUACUAUUCAGGUGUCAGGGAUACAUUUUAACUUUACCAACCAAUGAGCAAUAUAAUCCAUUUAAUGGAACGGUUUAACAAAUUAGGCAGCAUAUCAUAAAAUGAAUCAAAGUUUAGAUUUACUAGAUGUACUAGUAUAACUUGUGUAGACUUUAGUUUAUCUUAGUACAUAGUUAUAUUUUUUAGAAAUUGUAACUAAGUUUAGCUUCUUAUAUCGUACAGAAUUGAUUCCUUCAAUAGUUUGUGAACAAUAGUGAUUGAACGAUUAUAGACCCUGCUACUGCUAAACACGCUUCUGCUAGCUUUAAAGCUGUAUCAAAGUACACUAAACCGCAAUGAAACUCAAUUCUAAAAGAACGUACCUUCAUAAAUAAAUAAAGAAAAUAUUUAAAUGAACAUAUUUUAGUACUAAAAUAAGAUAAAUUAACAAAAAAAGAAUUAAGUCUUCUCUAACUUCGUGCAAAACGAUUUGCUAAAAGAUGAAUGAAAAAAUGUUAAAUGCCUGCAAUGGUUCUAUAUUUUUGUAUGAUAUUCAUGAUUUUGUCAAUUAGGUAAGUAUUGAUAUUAUAAGCACAAACAUAUCACGGAGAAUAUCUGACUAAAUUGACUCCAUAUUUGUGAAAUUGCCAGGUGAAGCAAAAAUGGCAAACGCAUUAGACGGACAUGCUUAGUCUCGAUAAACUAAUUUGGAUUAUGAAAGGAAUAAUCUACUUGAAAGAAUACUAAAAAUAAUAAAAUGUUCUGAAAUAUAUUGAGUAAGAAAAUAAUUUCUCAGACAAAGAAGAGACGAAUGUAUCAAACGAAAGGAAUCGUCUAAAUCUGUUAUGAAAGUAAAUUUUAUUAUAUCACAGUUCGGCAUCAAUGUUAGAAAUAAAAAAACUAGUUAAAAUACUUUUACAAUAAAAUAGUAAUGAGAGCUUUUGUAAAUAGUUUCCUAGGUAGCGUAGAGUAAAAUUGAUGUAUUCCUGUGAGUGUACCCAAAGAUUUGAUGACCCCUAACAAUUCCUAAAUUGCAUACAUUUUGUAUGCAAUCUCUUGAAUAUGAAGCAUAUAAAUCGCUAUAAAACAAGAUAUUUUAACUUAGGUAACUUGGACUAGUAAUGUGGAUUGGCCUAAAUUUUCCUUACUUUCAAACAUUUCAAAAUUUCUUACAUUGAGAAAACCACUUACUGUCUUAUCAUCCUUAUUUAAUUUACAUAUUUGAAUUAGUAUAAUUGGGGAUCUAGUUUUCCUAAUGCAUAUCCUAUCGCUACAUUCCGGAGUGAAUGGUAAUAAUUACUUUAUAAAGAUCUAGAAUUUUUAUCGAGGAUUGUGACUGUAUUGUGAGAUUUAGCCGAGGCAUCUUAUAACGUUUAGCAUUAUGAAACAGUAUGGAAGUGGUUGUUACAUGUUACUUAUGGUUGUUAUUGUCAUUUCGACUGCUUUUACACGAUCGUCUUAUAUAUUUCCCUUGUUAUUCUACCAUGCUUGUUAGUUAUAAUGUAUGUUACCCUAGGUGUACCACAAGGGCCUGUACCGGGCCCACCCUAAAAUAAGUAAUAUUCAAAUGUUUCUGUUAACUAAGUAUUAUCAGAAUAGUCAAUUGAAUUGUUGUGGAGAAUAUAAAA